UGACACUCAGUCUAAACAACCGAAGAAGAAAGAGUUCUAAGCGACUGUGGCUUCCCGAAGUUUAAAAUAACGAUAAAACAAUAUGGAUAGAGAUUUACAUUAACUAUAGUUAGGAAUAUCUCAACAGUUUAUUUUUCUAUCGCCAAGGAAACUAAAGUUAAAGUGAGGAUUAAAGAGGGAAUAGAAGACGAACCACUGCUAUGCUAACAUGGCGACGUCCAGUCAAAGAGAAGCAGGAAGAGAAUCAUCGUCACCAACUCCCAGAAAAUUAUUAACGGAGAAAAAGCCCCAAACUGCAGAUAACGACAUCAAGCAGCUGAUGGAUCGUCUCCCUCAGCCACAGUGUGGGAGCUCCACUGAGGAGCAAGAGGAGCCACAGCCCCUUCACUUUAAAGAGGAAGAGGAGGAGCCACAUCCCCCCUAUGUUAAAGAAGAAGAGGCAGAACUCUCGAUCGCUCAGGUUCAAGAGCGUCUUCCAGGGCCAUCGCAGGCUGAUCUUGUCAGAUUUCCACUGACUGUUGUCUCUGUGAAGACUGAAGACCGCAAACACGAACCACUUCAGUUCUCACAGCUUCAUCACAGUCCAAGCUCGCCACAACACAUGACAACAGAAGCCGAUGGAGACCACUGUGGAGGAUCACCAGCAGACAACCUCUUAGCUCCGCUAUCAGAUAGCGACGACAUAACAUCACACUCUACCGAGGAUGAAGACUGGGACCGCAACCAAGAACCUUUGAGCACUGAUACAGGCUGUGAAGGUGAUGCGACUACUCACACGGACAAUAAACACUCGUGCUCUAAAAAGAAGCCAGGUAAACAUUUUAACUGCUCAGUUUGUGAUAAAAGAUUUUCCCGAAAGAGCAAUUUGACUCAACAUAUUAGAAUACAUAGAGCAGAAAAAUCUUUUAGUUGCUCAGAAUGUGGUAAAGGUUUCACUCACAAGGCAACUUUGGUAAAACACAUGAGAACACACACGGGAGAAAAACCUUUUUAUUGCUCAAAAUGUUCUAAAAGUUUCACACAAAGGGUGUCUUUGGUCAACCACAUGCGAACACACACGGGAGAAAAACCUUUUAAUUGCUCAGAAUGCGGUAAAAGUUUCACUCUCAAGCAAACUCUGGUAAAACACAUGAGAACACACACAGGAGAAAAACCUUAUCGUUGCCCAGACUGUGGCAAAAGUUACCCCGAAAGGGCAGGCAUGGUAUCACACAUGAGAACACACACAGGAGAAAAACCUUUUAAUUGUUCUGAAUGUGGUAGUAGUUUCUCUCACAGAGCAACUUUGAUAAACCACAUGAGAACACACACAGGAGAAAAACCUUUCACUUGCUCAACAUGUUCUAAGAGUUUCACACAAAAGGGACCGUUGGAUUCACACAUGAAAACACACACAGGAGAAAAACCUUUUUGUUGUUCAAACUGUUCUAAACGUUUUACUAAAAAGGUACAUAUGGUGUUACACAUGAGAACGCACACUGGAGAGAAACCUUUUACUUGCUCAAAAUGUUGUAAAAGUUUUGCACAAAAGGGACAUUUGAUUUCGCACGUGAAAACACACACAGGAGAAAAACCUUUUUGUUGUUCAAAAUGUUUUAAAUGUUUUACUAAAAAGGAAAAUUUGGCUUCACACGUGAAAACACACACGGGAGAAAAACCUUUUUCUUGCUCAGACUGUGGUCAAAGCUUCACCACUAAAUCAAAUGUGGUGAAACACAUGACAACACACAGGGGGGAAACCUUUUAUUUGCUCUAAUUGUAUUGAAAGGCCUCUUUGAACACACGCAGAGUCUUACUUAUUGAUUUAUAAACAUAUUACAUUUAUGGUGACAAAUGAAUUAACUAAUACAAACUAUUUUUGUCAGGUGUUUUACUCUGAUUAUAAUCAUGAUCAACAAAUUAACAGCAA
This is a messenger RNA of Doryrhamphus excisus (bluestripe pipefish), 1909 nucleotides long. RefSeq lists its product as uncharacterized. Gene Ontology annotation, molecular function: RNA polymerase II cis-regulatory region sequence-specific DNA binding; DNA-binding transcription factor activity, RNA polymerase II-specific. Lineage: Eukaryota; Metazoa; Chordata; Actinopteri; Syngnathiformes; Syngnathidae. Gene Ontology annotation, biological process: regulation of transcription by RNA polymerase II. The record is from RefSeq and is a predicted model, not a curated record.